GCGGGGCCGGGGGCGGCGGCGGGGUCCCGGGACCCCCCCCUUGUCCCCUCCCGGCCGCCCUUAGAGCCCGGCCCGGCCCGGCCGCGCCGUCUGUCCGCCGGGGGUGCCGGCCGGGCUGCCAUGGAGGCGGAGCGGGGCCUCCUCCCGGCCCUACUGCUGGUGCUGCUGGCGGCCGGUGGGCAGCAGCCGGGUGCCGCCGACUACUGCAGCUGGAGGGGCAGUGGUUUGAGCUGGGAGCCCCGUUCCCGUGCAGUGGAGCAGGUCCACCUGCGCUGCACUGAGGGCUCCCUGGAAUGGAUGUACCCAGCGCGAGCCCUGCGUGUCGUUCUGGAGCCCAACCUGUCCAGUGCCCAGCACACCACCGUCUGCAUCAAGCCAGCCAGCGACUUCCAGGGUGCCAGCAUCUACGUGGAACGUGCUGGGCGGCUACAUCUGGUGGUAAGCGAGGCAGGAGGCACUCGACCCCACCACGUGUCUUGCUUCAGUGCCCACACACCGCAACGAGUGGCCCUCUUCCUGCAGGCCAGCCCCCAGAAGGACAUCAGCCGCCGGACGGCCAGCUUCCAGUACGAGCUGCUGGGCAACCAGAGUGCUGCUGGCCCUGACUUCAAAAAGAUGACACUGGUCAAAGCUAUGUGCCGUCCUUGUGACAACGUGGAACUUCUUAUGGCUAUUUGCAGCAGUGAUUUUGUGGUGAAAGGAUCUAUCCGAAAUGUUUCCCACGAUUCUGAGAACCACAUGUCACAGGUUGAUGUCAACGUCCAGAAAGUCUACAGACAGAAAAACAGAAUUUUCCAGCAGGAUGAAGCAAGUGGUGAAUGGCGAGGCCCUAUACGAACCCUGCUACAGUGCAAGGUGAAGAAGGGAACUGGAGAUUUUCUUUUCACUGGAAAUGAACAUUUUGGCGAAGCCUGGUUGGGCUGUGCUCCUCGGUUUAAAGAUUUCAGUUUCAUUUACCAUGCUGCCAGAGAAAGAAGAGCCAACCCAUGCGAGUUUCAGCUCAAUUGACAGGAGUAACACAGGACGUGAGAGUUGAAAAAGUUUGGCCCUGUUUUUGGAUACUGAAUCUGAAACAGCAUUAAAACCAAGGGCUAAAACUAACAAUUUCACCAAAACAGGAGCCUGGAGAAUUUCUUGGAGAUAAUGGCUCUGUGAGCCCUGUAAACUUUGACCACUAAUCCAUAAACUGGGUUGCAUUACUUUCUCCCUCUUCAAAUCCUCUUUGCCUCAAAAAAUAACUGUGAGUUUUGAAAAGGUUAUCUUUGUUUUGUAGUUAGAAGGCAGCUAGUGCUCAGUAUUAAGAUAUUCUCUCCAUCUUUACUCUGGGCACUUACUAUGUGCUUUUUCUCUAUUUUUUUUCCUCUCUUCACCCAUCUCCAGUUGAUUUCCCUUCCAUUUGAUUCCUAUUUAUCUUCUUAACUACGAGAUCAUUUCUGGGCAUCUCACCACUUCAUCAUUCCACAUUCCUAUGAUUAUAGCUAAAACCAUAGUUAGCAUUUGUUACUAAACCCUCAAACAAUUGGUAGGUUUGCCAUUUUUUUCACCUUCUGUAUGUCAGUAGAAAUAUUAACUAACCCUCUGGAGCAGGAUCACAGCUGAUGUAAUUCCACAAUUCUCUGUUGAUUUCAGCAUAAUUGAUAGUAUCGGAUUUUGUUCCACAUGACAAAUGAGAGAUACAGCACUAAGCUCAUAUGAACUGGUAUCAUUACCAGAUGAGGAAAGCUCUUCGAGAAAUGCAUUGAAAUAAUCAGAAGUUUAGGUCGUAGCAUUGUCUGCAUUGGAAUGUAAUAGUAGGUUUUCAUAGUACUGGAUCUACAGCUAGCUCUAGUUAUUGUUGAGUGCACAAUAGGAAAGAGCUAAGAGAAUUGGCUCUUGGAAAGUAUUAGAGGAUAUACAGGGGUAUCCAAGUACAUGGCUUUUGAGAGCUGGAGAUCACUGCUACAUCUGAGAUUUUAAAUGGGGUACUCUUUGGUAUUUGCACUGUAGAUGUGAGAGAAAAUGUGAGAGAUAUCUCUGUCUUGGUAUAGAUUAGAGGAACUACUAUAGAUUAGAGGUACUGCAUUUCUUGUUUUGUAUAUUUGCUAUAUUUGUACAUAGCAAACGUGUGUGUUGUGGUGGUUUUUGUUGUGUGUGUUGGUUUUUGUUUUUUUUUUUUCAUUUUAAAGGGUCCUUAGUGAUUUUUCAAUGGCAUCAAUACUAUAAUUAAUAUUAGCUUUCAUGGAGCAUUGUUCCUUUGAAACAAUGUGUUCUUUUUCCAACAAAUAGGUACUUCAGUUAACAAUUGGUUGAAAACCUGAAAUAACCCAGUGUGAUUGAAAUAUCAUACAAGAUACAUACUUCUGAAGUGCAUGUGAUCCAGUGAUUUAAUCCACAGCUAUGCAGGCUUGUCUGCAUUGUAAUGAGUAACAUGAAAUUCCUGCAAUCGGUGAUCCAUAAUGAAGAGAUUACUAGAGCUUGUGGAUGUUGAAUAUAUUAAUUCUGUUUCACUGUAGUCUCCAUACAUUGCAUGGAGUUGAGAUCACUGUUGUGACACCAGUAACAUGUAGAGAGGUACCCAAAUGUUUCCAAGUGCUGGAACAAAAAGCUUUGGCAGGGGAAAAUCUUUUAGUUUGAAUUUGUUUCAGAUUUUAAACAAAUACUCUGAAGGAACAAAGAAGAAAGUAAAAGCAUCGCAUUGUUCUUCCCCUACGGGCCUUCCUUACCACUUUGCUAGCAAAUGGGAAAACAAACAAUAGAUAGGAAAGUGAAAGAGAAGAGCUGGGGAAAAAAAAAAAAAAAAAAAAAAAAAAAAAAAAAAAAAA
Molecule: messenger RNA, 2801 nt
Organism: Anas platyrhynchos (mallard)
Lineage: Eukaryota; Metazoa; Chordata; Aves; Anseriformes; Anatidae
Product: meteorin-like protein
Molecular function (GO): hormone activity
Source: RefSeq, a predicted model, not a curated record